GUGAAGCUGGGGGGUGAAGUAAGCGUUGCGUCUACGUCUCUUUCUACACUUUUAGCAAGAUCAGAUCAGAGCGAGAGGAAACGAGAAUCACCACAACCACUACCGGCUAUGGCUUUUGCUUCUUCCUCCGUGAUUUCGUCGUUCUUGUGUAACUCUCGAUCAAAAGAAUUGAUUUUUUCAUCGAAAAGUUCAUCUUCGGUUUUGACGGGAAGGAGAGCGUUUGGAUCUAUCAGAGCAGCUCAAGUGAGUAGCCAGGCGAACCCUAGACGACGCAAUCAGAACGUAGAAGGAGAUAUAUAUGUUGACAGUACUUGUAUUGAUUGCGAUACUUGUCGUUGGAUGGUUCCGGAAGUGUUCACCAGAGUGGAUAACAUGUCUGCGGUUAUUAAACAACCAACCUGUGAGGAAGAAAGGCUGAACGCUCUUCAGGCCUUGUUGUCUUGUCCCACCGGAUCUAUCCGCACUGAAACUCCACCUACUGACAUAGGGGAAGCUCAAGAGACCUUUCCACUUGCACUGGACGAAGACAAACUACCUGGCGUUUUUCAUUGUGGGUUUCAUUCCAAGAAAUCUUUCGGAGCAACUUCCUACUUGAUACUUCAUCAUGAGGGGAAUAUACUUGUUGAUAGUCCCAGGUUCGUAGAGAAACUUGCUGGGAAGAUUGAGAAGAUGGGUGGUGUUCGCUACAUGUUUUUGACACACAGGGACGAUGUUGCGGAUCACAAGAAAUGGGCAGAUCGAUUCAAGUGUACCAGAAUUCUGCAUUCCGGAGAUGUCCAACCUUCGACCACUGAUGUGGAGUUAAAGCUGGAAGGAAGUGGACCAUGGAGACUCUAUGAAGAUGUGGAGCUUGUACACACUCCUGGUCACACUGAAGGAUCAGUGUGCCUGUUCCAUAAACCCCUCAAGGCAUUAUUCACUGGAGACCAUUUAACUAUGAACGAAUCUGGAAUGAGCAUUAUAGAGAAGUACAAUCAUUGUUCACUGCCUCUCCAGCUCGAGAGCGUAGAAAGAUUGAUCAAGCUGGAUUUCAAUUGGGUGAUACCAGGACAUGGAAGAAGAGUACAUUUCAAAGAUGGAGAAGAGAAGGCAAAGAAGCUGGAAUCACUUGUUCAGAAGCACAGAGAGGAACAACUUGUUUCUUCUAGCAAAUUCGGUUAUGCUUGAGAGAUCUUUGUAUGCUGAUUAUAAUAAACCAGCGAAUCAAACCAAACCAAACCAAGAUGUUCUUCACUCUGUUUUUUUUUAUAAAGGAAUCAUGUUUAAUCAAA
Messenger RNA from Raphanus sativus (radish), 1271 nucleotides. RefSeq lists its product as uncharacterized. The record is from RefSeq and is a predicted model, not a curated record. The transcript is spliced from 11 exons. The coding region runs from base 109 to 1167 and encodes 352 amino acids. Lineage: Eukaryota; Viridiplantae; Streptophyta; Magnoliopsida; Brassicales; Brassicaceae.